Aaosphaeria arxii CBS 175.79 is the source of this 5530-nucleotide messenger RNA. RefSeq names its product kinesin heavy chain. Gene Ontology annotation, biological process: cytoskeleton-dependent intracellular transport; microtubule-based movement. Gene Ontology annotation, cellular component: kinesin complex; microtubule. The record is from RefSeq and is a predicted model, not a curated record. The coding region runs from base 398 to 5260 and encodes 1620 amino acids. The transcript is spliced from 2 exons. Gene Ontology annotation, molecular function: ATP binding; microtubule motor activity; microtubule binding. NCBI's taxonomy places the organism in Eukaryota, Fungi, Ascomycota, Dothideomycetes, Pleosporales.
UCAAGGGUGUUGCACCAAUAAUCAUAAGCUAUCUACGCAGUCUCAUUAUUACCACACCCAAGCAAACAGGACAGGCUCUGACUCGUGUUCUGCUUACCGGGGACCGUUGCACGUGAACUGGAGAAACACAGACCUUCCGGGAUUCGCGUGCGGACGUGCGUGCCUGCAUGUGUAUGUAAUCUCUAGAAGUUGGCCGCAGACCGCGACUCGAAUAACAAUUUCCCCGUCCACGCCUCCUAACUCCCGACUCUCCCAUCGAUUCCGUACUCACGACGUGCCAUGUCAUGAAGGCGCUUCUCCUCGGCGCAUGACGAGUGAAACUAUUCCGAACCGUCCUUGGCCACCGCUUCCCCAUAUCCACGAACAAACCCGAAUCCAUCGCCCCUAAGCUUUCACCAUGGCGUCCGGAGGGGGAAAUAUCAAGGUGGUGGUACGGUGCAGACCGUUCAACGGGAGAGAAAUCGAUAGAAAGGCACAAUGUAUCGUCCAAAUGAAGGGCGACCAGACCGUCCUUACUCCGCCCAGCAACUUUGAGACCAAAGGAAAGGCCGCGAAAGCUGCAGCCGAAGGAUCUAAAACGUUCAAGUUUGACAAAUCCUACUGGUCAUUCGAUCGCAAAGCUCCCAACUAUGCCGGACAAGACGAUUUAUUUGUUGACCUCGGCAAGCCUCUACUGGAUAAUGCAUUCUUGGGGUUCAACAACUGUAUCUUUGCAUAUGGACAGACUGGUUCAGGAAAAUCAUACUCAAUGAUGGGAUAUGGAGAAGACGCAGGAGUUAUCCCAAAAAUCUGCCAGAACAUGUUCGAGAGGAUAACCGAAAUGCAAUCGGACAAGAAUUUGAGUUGUACUGUGGAAGUUUCGUACCUGGAGAUCUAUAACGAGCGCGUACGCGACCUGUUGAAUCCAUCGACAAAAGGAAAUCUUAGGGUCCGAGAGCAUCCGUCGACAGGUCCUUAUGUCGAGGAUUUAGCCAAGCUGGUAGUGAGAUCUUUCUCUGAGAUUGAGAACUUGAUGGACGAAGGAAACAAAGCCCGUACUGUAGCGGCGACAAACAUGAACGAAACAUCAUCUCGAUCCCACGCAGUGUUUACGCUUACUUUGACCCAAAAGCGGCACGAUGUCGAAACCAGCAUGAGCGGAGAGAAGGUUGCGAAAAUCAGUUUGGUGGAUUUGGCAGGUUCAGAGAGAGCGCAGUCGACUGGUGCAACAGGAGCACGCCUGAAAGAGGGCGCAGAGAUCAACAGAUCGCUGUCUACCCUAGGUCGUGUUAUUGCUGCGCUCGCCGACAUGUCAUCAGGAAAGAAGAAGGCUCAGGUGCCAUACCGUGACUCUGUCCUCACCUGGUUGCUGAAGGACUCCCUGGGAGGUAAUAGUUUAACAGCUAUGAUUGCCGCAAUUUCUCCCGCAGACAUUAAUUUCGAAGAAACUCUUUCCACUUUACGUUAUGCUGAUUCGGCGAAACGAAUCAAGAACCACGCCGUUGUCAACGAGGAUCCCAACGCUCGUAUGAUUCGGGAGCUUAAAGAAGAACUUGCACAGCUCCGCUCAAAACUUAGUGGUGGAGGUUCCUCGGGUAUGGUUGAGGAGCAGUACGCGCCAGAUACACCCUUGGAGAAACAAAUCGUUUCUAUUGCGCAGCCUGACGGAACCGUCAAGAAGGUUUCAAAGGCAGAAAUUGUAGAACAACUGGACCAAUCGGAGAAACUGUACAAUGACCUCAAUCAAACCUGGGAAGAGAAAUUGCAGAAGACGGAAGAAAUUCACAAAGAGCGAGAAGCUGCACUUGAGGAAUUGGGUAUCAGUAUUGAGAAAGGUUUCGUUGGACUGUCAACACCAAAGAAAAUGCCCCAUUUGGUUAACUUGAGUGACGACCCUCUGUUGGCAGAGUGCUUGGUCUAUAAUCUUAAGCCUGGUACAACUACCGUCGGAAACGUCGAUACCGAGAACCAAACAGCAGAAAUCAGGCUGAAUGGAGCACAGAUCCUAGACGAUCACUGUACCUUUGAGAACGUUGAUGGUGCUGUCACUGUCAUUCCUAGGGACAACGCUGGUGUCAUGGUGAAUGGCAUUCGCAUCGACAAACCUAAACGACUGAGGAGUGGUUUCCGUAUCAUCCUUGGCGACUUCCAUAUUUUCCGGUUCAACAAUCCCCAGGAGGCUAGGGCUGAACGAGCAGAGGUCGUAGGGUCCAGCUUGCUCCGCCACUCUAUAGCAGCAAGUCAACUGGGCUCACCUUCCCCGCGUCCUGGGCAUGACAGAUCGUUCAGUACUGUCAGUAGGGCAGAUUCAGAGUUUGACUCAGAUAGCCCAAGGGCUAUGUCACCUGCGCCAUUUCAAAGGCCUGGCAGAGAUUCGGAUUGGAGCUUUGCAAGAAGAGAGGCCGUGACUGCUCUUUUGGGUACUGAUCAAAAGAUUGCAGCUCUGCCAGAUGAUGAGUUUGAUGCGCUCUUCGAGGACCUUCAGAGGCUGCGAGCGACACGUAAAGCACGCCCGGAAAGUCGAUUGUUAUCAGAGAACGAAGAAGACACAGACUCCGUCAGCUCGUAUCCAGUACGAGAAAAAUAUGCCUCGACUGGGACAAUCGAUAAUUUCUCUCUCGACACAAUGUUGACGAUGCCAUCAACGCCACUACCAGGAGAAGAAGAGGAUCGCCUAAGGCAGUCCAAGGAGGAUAUGCAGGAAAUUCUCGACAAACAGAAAGAAGGUUAUCAAGCAAAAUUGAAAUCCGCGGAAAGCUCCAAUGUUGAAAUUGAAGAGAUAAAAGUCGAGAAGGCAAAAAUGGAGGAGAACUUACGCACUGCAAAAGAAGCCAUGCAGAAGCAGCUUCAGGAGCAACAAGAUGCGUUCAAUCGUCAUCUUGAAGAACUCGGCCACCAACCAAUGUCCCCUCCACCCUCAACCAUUGAGUCCGGAUCAGCUGAGCCGACGGAGAAACAAGUUGAACUUGUACGCAAGGUCUUCCAGCAUUGGAGACAGCGGAAGUAUGUUACCAUGGCGGAGACGAUUCUUCAAAACGCCGCAAUCCUCAAAGAAGCCCAGGUCAUGAGCCAACAGCUAGACAAAAACGUUGUCUUUCAGUUUUGCAUCGUCGAUGUAGGUCAUAGUUUCGGUUCCUCCUAUGACUUGGUGUUGAACGGUAUUUCUGGGGAGGAUGAUGAGUUCCUUGAAAAUACCCCAAAGCCGUGUGUAGGUGUUCGGGUGGUCGACUUCAAGAACGACGUUGUGCAUCUUUGGUCACUACAGAAGUUGCGCUUCCGUGUCCGUUUGAUGCACCAAAUGCACCAGUACCUGAACAGACCGGAAUACCUUCAACACUUCAGCCUCGAAAACCCGUUCAACGAACCUUGCAUGCCUGAGUUCUCUCGCAUUGGCGAUGUCGACGUGCCUUUGGCUGCUGUCUUCGAAUCGAGAGUGCAGGAUUUCAGUCUCGAUGUCAUUUCACCAUACACCGCCAAUGUCAUUGGCAUAAUUCGUUUGGCCCUUGAACCUUCGUCAGCCGAGGCACCUUCCACAACGCUCAAAUUCAAUGUGGUGAUGCACGAUUUGGUCGGUUUCCCCGAGAGAGAAGGUAGCCAAGUACAUGGGCAGCUCUUCUUACCUGGUAUCUCGGACGAAGGUGGUGCAACAACAACACAGAUGAUCAGCGAUUUCGAAGAAGGUCCAGUCCGCUUUGAAAGUGUCCACAGUAUGAGUUUGCCUUACCCAAGUCCACGAACGGCAUUUUUGCGUGUUUCCAUUUUUGCGAAGGUAACAAGCAUGCAUCUUGACAAGCUUUUGAGCUGGGACGAUAUGCGGGACUCGGCUGCGAAACCAACGCAAAAGCGCCAUAAUGCACGACUUCCAGAGUCUGAGUACUUCACCGAGGACACACAUGACAUAUUCUCUCGCAUACAAAUACAUGAGAUCUCGGAAGACGGUACAUAUCAACCGGUUGAGGUCCUCCAAAACAAUGCUGUGGACUCUGGUGCAUACCAACUGCAUCAAGGACUACAGCGCCGCAUUGUCGUCAACCUUACACAUACAGCUGGCGAGACACUUCAAUGGCAGAAUGUGUCCGCUUUGCGUGUCGGCCGUAUCCGACUUCUUGAUGCUGCAGGCAAUGCCCCGGCACUUGAUUCCCCAGUCAAAGAGGUUCCUGUGAAGCUUGUCUCUCCGCCCGUAGUCAAGAAUAAUGCCGAUGGUACCACAAAUGUUACCUUCAUUGGGCAGUGGGACUCAAGUAUGCAUGGCUCAUUGCUUUUGGAUCGAGCAACACCAGACAAAUACCGCGUACAGGCUUCUCUUCUCUUCAAUGUUACGUCUUCGAAAUUGACGGAGCCUAUGGUGUUUUCCCUCGACGUUCACCUGCAAAUCCGAGGCCGAACAUAUAUUCGUCAGACGAGCAUGUUCAUGCAGCUUUGGAACUCUACCCGCGUUGUUCACUCUACAGUUGGCAUCUUCUCUGUUGCAAUCAGGCCGACCAGUGUGAAGCGAGCUACUGACCUGUGGCGUAUGGAUACCAAAGAUUCUUACAUCAAUGGAGAAGAAGCCCUUUCCGGCUGGACGCCCCGAGGUGUGUCACUUGUUCGGGAUUAUAUCUCGACGAUGAAACGUCGCCAUCGUAUCAACGACAUCGAGACCGCACGCUCAGUUCUUAGCUCGCGAGCGCUCGCGACGUUCCCUGCAUCUUCAUCGAUCUCCUCACUUGAUGAUCGUCAAAAGGAUAUUUUAACUCGUGUGAUCUCCCUUUGGAAAACGAAAAAGGCCCCGGCGGAGGUCAUUCUUAAUCCAACAAACCUGGAGCCACCGGCCAACGGGGCAGCUUUUGCUCGCCAACCAUCUCCCAGUCCAGAUGGGCAAGAAGUACCAGUACCACCACCCUCUCUUACCGCAACCGUGCGGUACAUUGCGAAAAAUCCGAAUCUCAUGAAAGGCGGUUAUCUACUCACUCCAGAUCCCUCCAACACACGCUGGGUGCGUCGAUACGUAGAAUUGCGCAAACCCUACCUCCACAUAUAUUCGGUCCCUGAAGGCGAUGAGCUCAAUGCAAUCAAUCUUUCCAAUUCGAGGAUCGACCAUAGUCCACAGAUUGCGCGGCUGCUUACCAAUAGCUCAAAUGGCACCGCGCCCCAGAAGUUGGCUGAUUGUGUCUGGGCGGUCUUUGCACGGAGCAACACCUACCUUUUUCGAGCAAAGGCUGAAAGGGAGAAAAUUGAAUGGAUACUCAGGAUUGACCAAAGCUAUUUCAGCACCCCAGGAAGCGCGACACCUGAGGAGUAAUUGAGCGUUGUAUAUCUGUAUAUAUUACAUGCAUGACAUGGCGGAUCACUCUCGUUUGUUUUGUUUUUGGUUCGUCCCCUUAUGAAAAGGACUGACGACCUCUGUAACGAAGACCAUUUUUAUUUCAUUUUGUUUGAUAGCCCUGUCAUGAGCCGUGAGCUCGUGCACACUGGCGUUGAUGAACGAAUCUGUUUAGGAUACCCUGAGCGUACUGACGGGAUUUAGAACCAUGUCUAUAAUCAAUCAUACUAGAAAACAUCAUAUCAUAAC